Molecule: messenger RNA, 929 nt
Organism: Glycine soja
Lineage: Eukaryota; Viridiplantae; Streptophyta; Magnoliopsida; Fabales; Fabaceae
Product: 40S ribosomal protein S14-like
Exons: 6
Coding region: 161-613 (150 amino acids)
Biological process (GO): translation; ribosomal small subunit assembly; maturation of SSU-rRNA from tricistronic rRNA transcript (SSU-rRNA, 5.8S rRNA, LSU-rRNA)
Cellular component (GO): ribosome; cytosolic small ribosomal subunit
Molecular function (GO): mRNA 5'-UTR binding; structural constituent of ribosome; small ribosomal subunit rRNA binding
Source: RefSeq, a predicted model, not a curated record
AUAACUGAGAGGAUAAAAAAUGCGACUAGUGUGAGUAAAUGAAAAAAGGUGGAGGGCAUCCAGCAAAACCCUACUCCAGAUCUGUAUAAAAACAAAAACGCUGGCUUUGAAACCCUAAUAAGCUUCAUCAAUCUCCGAACUCCGAAGCCCUUCAGCAACCAUGUCGAGGAGAAAGGUUAGGGAGCCAAAGGAGGAAAAUGUCACUCUUGGUCCAGCCGUUAGAGACGGUGAACAUGUUUUCGGCGUGGCUCGCAUCUUUGCCUCCUUCAACGACACCUUCAUCCAUGUCACUGAUUUGUCUGGGAGGGAAACCCUUGUUCGCAUCACUGGUGGGAUGAAAGUUAAAGCUGACAGAGAUGAAUCAUCUCCAUAUGCUGCUAUGCUUGCAGCACAGGAUGUUGCUGCCAGAUGUAAGGAACUGGGCAUAACUGCUCUUCAUAUCAGGCUCCGUGCCACUGGUGGAAACAAGACCAAAACACCUGGUCCUGGUGCUCAAUCAGCUCUUCGAGCCCUUGCACGUUCAGGAAUGAAAAUUGGUCGUAUAGAGGAUGUUACUCCCAUUCCUUCGGAUAGUACACGUAGAAAGAGUGGUAGAAGGGGUAGAAGACUUUAAACUUCGUAUGGUAUACGACUGGAGUUGCUAUAUUUUACUUUCGAUGCCAAAGAGAAUGGUGGCCUUUUGAUGCUCUUCAAGUUAAUAUCAGAACUCUUGCAUUUCUUGAGGUGUUAGAACAGAAUUUUAGUUGACUGCAUUAUUGUCAGAUUUUUGAAAGUUGAGUAUGUUGCUUCGUGGCUUGCAAAUGUGUUAAUCACUACUUUGAUAAAUUGCGCCCUAGGUUUGGUUGAUUAUUGUUUUUUAUAAUUCGCUUCUCUCUCUCGGCUACUUUUAAGCAAUGAAUGAAUUGGAAAUCUAAUCAUUGUUCGUCAAA